AUGCUAGUAGGGGAUAACCCCACUGGGGAUAUCCCGUGUCGUCGCAACAUACUUCGCACGGGCCCGGUUUCACGAGAAACCAAACCCUUCGAGUGCAAAAGCGCAAAAAAGCGCGUCCUUGAUGCGUUCCUGAGCGGACACAAAUACUUGGGAAUGGCAACAUUCAACGCCGUGCUUGUCACUGUUAUUCAUUGCACUGUUGCUAAGGGGCAGUCGUACGUGAAGAUGGCGGUCUUGGUCAUGACCGCGCUCAAGAAAUACUAGGAUAGCAGGCGGACAUGCCCUUCUCCGUCAGGAAAGACCGUUUUUGAAUGACUUUGCUGUGAAUGUGAGUAGCUCGUCGUUUCACUGUGCACUCCACCC
Messenger RNA from Phytophthora nicotianae INRA-310, 363 nucleotides. RefSeq lists its product as hypothetical. The coding region runs from base 1 to 264 and encodes 87 amino acids. The record is from RefSeq and is a predicted model, not a curated record. NCBI's taxonomy places the organism in Eukaryota, Oomycota, Peronosporomycetes, Peronosporales, Peronosporaceae. The transcript has 3 exons.